UUGCUGCAACUAGAAAGCAGAAUCUCCUCCAAAAGUAGAAGUCGACACUUUAAAGGCGUGAGCAUGGAUCCGGCCUGCUGUGACUCUGCCGAGGCUCCGGCCGCCCUGGUGGUCCAGGUGUGCUUUCCUGGGGCUCGCGCGGCUGUUCUGGACAACCUGAACCGGCAGCGGGAGGAGGGCCGGCUGUGCGACCUGUCCAUCCAGGUGCAGGGCCGCGUGUUCAGGGCCCACCGCUGCGUGCUGGCCGCCUCCUCGCCCUACUUCCACGACCAGGUGCUGCUGAAGGACGUGGCGGCGGUGGCGCUGCCCUCGGUGCUGGACCCGCUGGCCUUCGAGAGCGUGCUGCGCGCGGCCUACACGGGCCGGCUGAGCGUGGUGCGGGACGAGGUGGUCCACUACGUGACGGUGGCCAGCUUCCUCCAGAUGUGGCACAUCGUGGACAAGUGCACCGAGAUCCUGAAGAAGCCCCGCCCCCCGCCGCCGGGCCCCGCCCCCCGCCAGCCCUCCCCCAGCAGCACCGACAGCCCCGAGCGGGGGGGCAGGAGGCGGGACCGGAGGACACACGCCCUGCCGCCGCUCGCCACGUGGCGCCGGCCACAACAGCCGGCGCGCUGGGGGCGCCAUCGGGCCUCGCCGGCCCCCCAGGACCCGGCCGACUCGCAGCUGGACGGCCCCCCCAGCUACCAGUACGGCUGUGGGGAGGCCUGGGCGGCGCCGGAGGGGGCGGGGCCUAGUGGCGGCGGCGGGGAGGCCGUGAAGCAGAGAGCCCGGUUCCAGCAGAGAACUGGACCCACCGAGACCGAAGCCGAUGAAGGAGUCGGGGACCAGGAGGCGACCAGGAGGGGGGGCCUGGCCCACCCGGCCCGAUCCGCAGCUCUGGCCCCGGCUCCAUCAGACGAGGAGGUGAUGAAGCAGAGGGCUCAGAGGGGGGAGGCCGGGGGGGGCGGCUACCCGGGCCCGUCGGGUCUGGCCUCGGCCCGGUUCCAGUGGCAGGCGGGCUCCUGGACCCAGCAGGAUCUGGCAGCCCAGGACACAGCGGGGGCCCCCGGCUGGAAGGAGGAAGAGGAGGAGGAGGAAGACGAGGAAGAGGACGUCUUUGAGUGUUUCUCAUUUGAAGCCGAUGGGCCAGAACCCCCCUGGUCCCCCAGAGGGGUCCAGGGGGGCUGUGGGGGGGUCCAGGGGGGUUCUGGAGGGACCCAGGGGGGCUGUGGAGGAGUUCAAGGGGGGUGUAGGACUCCCAGCUCUAGUGUGACCCAGGGGGGCUGUGGAGGGGCUAUGGGCAGCUCUGGGGGGGUCCAAGGGGGUUCUGGAGGGGCCCAGGGGGGCUGUGGAGGGGUUCAAGGGGGUUCUGGAGGGGCUCCGGGGGGCUGUGGGGCCCAGGGAGUUUCUGGAGGGAACCAAGGUGUUUCUGGAGGGAACCAGGGGGGCUGUGGAGGGGUUCAAGGGGGCUGUGGAGGGGUUCAAGGAGGCUGUGGGGCCCACAGGGUUUCUGGAGGGACCCAGGGGGUUUCUGGAGGGAACCAGGGGGGGUGUGGGGGGACCCAGGGGGGUUCUGGAGGCUCCCCAGAGGGCUGUGGGGCUCCUUCCUCCAGCCGCCAGCCCUCCCCCCCAUCCUGCCCCUCGCCGCCCACGCCGUCCUCCUCGUCCUGGGCGUCGCCGGCGCCCCCCCCGGGGAAGCUGCACCGGUGCCACUGCGGCAAGGCCUACGCGCUGAAGAGCAUGCGCGACCGCCACGUGAAGAUGGCGCACCUGAACCUGCGGCCCUUCGGCUGCCCCGUCUGCUCCAAGUCCUUCAAGAUGAAGCACCACCUGACCAAGCACCUGCGCACGCACGGCGGCCUGCGGCCCUACGAGUGCAGCCUGUGUGGGAAGAAGGUGGUCUGGAGGGACAGCUUCCUGAGGCACCAGGCCAGAUGUCAGCGGUUGGCCGGCGCCGCCAAGGCCACCGCCGCCCCCCCGCCGCAGGACGGCUACGGCUACGGCUUCCCCCAGGGGGGGGCCUUCCCCCCGGCCGGGCAGGUGAAGGUGGAGGAGGUGGACUUCCACAGGGAGAUGGGCGGGCUGCUGGACAGCGUCUCUGGGAUGGUGGAGGACUCGCACAGUCUGGACGCCGGCGGCCAUGUUUUCAAAGAGGAGGCCUCAGAGAGCUUUGGCGGAAGCUAG
This is a messenger RNA of Menidia menidia (Atlantic silverside), 2163 nucleotides long. NCBI's taxonomy places the organism in Eukaryota, Metazoa, Chordata, Actinopteri, Atheriniformes, Atherinopsidae. The record is from the annotation of a GenBank genome assembly.